GCUACCACGGCCAAUGCAGAUCUAGAGAAAGAUGACUUGUCUCCAUCUUUCUCUCUUUGUUAGUGCCUGGUAUUGACAAUUGUCAUUUAGAGGCACAGUUCAAAACCUGCAGUGGGCUAACACAAGAGAGAUGCAGAAUAUCUUGGUGGUUCAAAACAGCUUCUGGGGGUCGAUAUUGAUAUUAUAAAUCUUUGGAUCUGAAAGGGUAUCACGUGGAUGUGUUUGCUUGGAGAACUUUGACCUCAAUGCAGAUCCUUAUCUUCUGCCUAACUAAACGUCCUUUUGAGAACCAAAAGCAAUGAACUCUCCUUUAAAAUAGGAAGGGAAGGAAAGUCAAAUUUCUAGUACAUAAAUUCUCCAUGAUCACUUGGGAAGCUCAUUUUAAGCAAAUCGCAUUUGCCUGCAAUAGUUUUGUUUUUGGGUCUGAGUAAUCUUCAACAUGAACCAAUCAGCCACAGAGGGGAAGGAGAAUACAGGAGCAAAAAGGGCCACGGAAGUGAGGGUGGACACGGUGGAUUACCAGUCUUUGGCAGGCGGAGGCCAAGAGCAGAAGAACGUGCAGGUCAUUCACCAGCCCAAUUCCUCUGGAAAUUCAACCACCAGCGGUGGUGUCUUGGCUGAUGCUGCUGCUGCUGCUUUGGAAACUACUCUCCAAUCCGCCAGGGAUGCCAUCUCUAGAAAAUAGCGGCACAAUUCUUUGUAUAAAAUAUGAUAUGAAAAUUCUAUAGGCAUUAUUAUUAUUAUUUUUUAAAUCCUGCCUAUGGAUGGUUUAUAAUUUCAUUGAUCGGAUGGUUUAUACUUUGUACCAUCAAUUUUAUUUCACAAAUUUCUUUAUU
Quercus robur (English oak) is the source of this 836-nucleotide messenger RNA. RefSeq lists its product as uncharacterized. Bases 440 to 685 code for a protein of 81 amino acids. The record is from RefSeq and is a predicted model, not a curated record. The transcript is spliced from 2 exons. NCBI's taxonomy places the organism in Eukaryota, Viridiplantae, Streptophyta, Magnoliopsida, Fagales, Fagaceae.